AGAGCCAAAGAUGUCGGCUCGGUCAUAUGAUCAGCUGUGUCCAAUCACAGCUGAUCACAUGGGACAUGUACACUGAUCAUCAGGGCACUGAUGAUCAGUGUGCCUUGAUGAUCAGUGUGGCCCCAGAAGUGCCACCUGUCAGUGUCCAUCAGUGCCAGCAGUCAGUGCUCAUCAGUGCCACAUCAGUGCCACAUAUCAGUGCCUACCAGUGCACAUCAAUGCCACAUAUCAGUGCCCAUCUGAGCUGCCUUUCAGUGUCAACCAUCAGUGCCAGUCAGUGCCACCUAUCAAUGCCAUUCAGUGCCACCUAUCAGUGCUGCCAGUCAGUGCCACCUAUCAGUGCCAGUCAGUGCCGCCUAUCAGUGCGCAUCAGUGCCGCCUAUCAGUGCGCGCCAGUGCCGCCUAUCAGUGCC
Molecule: messenger RNA, 413 nt
Organism: Staurois parvus
Lineage: Eukaryota; Metazoa; Chordata; Amphibia; Anura; Ranidae
Source: the annotation of a GenBank genome assembly